This is a messenger RNA of Nicotiana tabacum (common tobacco), 621 nucleotides long. NCBI's taxonomy places the organism in Eukaryota, Viridiplantae, Streptophyta, Magnoliopsida, Solanales, Solanaceae. The record is from RefSeq and is a predicted model, not a curated record.
AUGUCCUCAAGCUUCUCAGUGGGCAAAAAAAGAGAGGAGAUCAAGGUCCUCCGAGCCGAAUUGGCCACAACCCAUAAAGAGCAAACCGACCUGAUUGAGCAGGUUCAACAAAAGGCCGAAAAAAUCGAGCAACUUCGCGAGGAGGCCAAGAUGAAGGAGAAAGAGGCUGCUCGAACUCAAUUGUCAUCGGCCGAAUGUCAGCUUCAAAGCAUGAAGGAGGAAAACUCAGCCCGAACCAAGAAAAUCGAGGAGCUCGAGGCUCGAUUUGUCGCCGAGCUUGCAAAGGCCACAAUUGAGGCAGAAAAAGCAAAGGCUGAUGCGGAGGAGGUCGUGGUCGUCUACCGAGCUGAUGCUGAAACUGCUUAUGCUCGAGCAAAGGAAAUUUCUGAUGCUGCUCAGGUUCGAGCAUUCUGUAUUGCCGAGCAUGCCAAAUGCCAAUCUUGGACAGAGACUCUCGAGGAGAUACAUGCUCGUGGCUUUGACCUUGCCAUCGAGAUCGAGAGUGCGAAGGAGCUUGAGAUUGAAGCUAAAGCGUUGCUCUCUUCCGACGAUGAUGAUUCUGGGAGCGUGAGUGGUUUCGAGGGCGGUGAAGAUGAAGAUAAGGUUCCCGGAAAGGAUUAG